Rhodotorula toruloides NP11 is the source of this 405-nucleotide messenger RNA. Its product is annotated as cytochrome c oxidase subunit Va. The coding region runs from base 1 to 405 and encodes 134 amino acids. Gene Ontology annotation, cellular component: mitochondrial inner membrane. NCBI's taxonomy places the organism in Eukaryota, Fungi, Basidiomycota, Microbotryomycetes, Sporidiobolales, Sporidiobolaceae. The record is from RefSeq and is a predicted model, not a curated record. Gene Ontology annotation, biological process: mitochondrial electron transport, cytochrome c to oxygen. The transcript is spliced from 5 exons.
AUGCAGGCAUUCCGCACCGCUGCUCGUCCCCUCGCCUUCUCGGCACGCGCCGUCGCCCGCCCCGCAGCGCUCCCCGUCCGCUACGCGCACUCGGCCGCCGAGUCGUACGACGACUUCAACGCUCGCUACGCCGACUUCUUCUUCAACGCCCAGGACCUCUUCGAGCUCCAGCGAGGAUUGAACAACUGCUUCAGUUACGACCUUGUUCCUAGCCAGCGCGUCGUCGAGGAGGCUCUUCGCGCGUGCCGCCGGGUGAACGACUUCUCAACUGCCGUCCGUGUCUACGAGGGCCUCAAGGAGAAGACCGAGAACGCGACGCAGUACAAGCAGUACGUCGACGAGACCAAGGCUCUCCGCGACGAGCUCGGCAUCCUCCUCAAGGAGGAACUCUACGGCUCCAAGUAA